CUCCGGCAGGAGGCGGCGGCGACUCCUCGCUCCUGGAUCUUCCCCGGCGCCAGACAUGCCUCACGCGCCCGGCCGGCUCACCCGCUCUUGAACCGGGACCCGCGGCCGCCUGCGUACGGAUGAUAGCAGCGCUUGAGGCGGAUGGAUUUCUCGCACCCCAAGUGAUUGGCAGCUCCUGGCGGAGAUGGGACCGAGAGUCAGCCGAGAGGGAUCCGGAGUCGGAGCGAGAGCUUGGUCCUGAGGAGGAGAGAGUCGCUUGCGAGCCUCGCCGGGUCAGCAGGAGCCGCCGGGGGUUUGACGCGCCGGAAUGAUGCGUCCCAACCGCGGCUUCAUCCUGCUGCUCCUCAACGGAACCGCGUGUUUGGUGGCACUGGGACAAGAAGAUGGCUCGUCCAAAAGCUCCUCUGACGACUCCUCCAAGACUGUCGGGGUCCUGGGCGGACAGGCGCCUCUGUCCCCCUUGAGCCGCUGGAUGUUCCACAGCAAAAGCAGAGCGCCAAACGCCACCUCUCUGGAGCUGCCCUACCGCUCCCCGGGGCCCUUUUCCAAGCAGGAGUUUUCCAAACAGGAGUUCUGGGAGAUGCUGGGCAGCGACCUGCUCAAGCCAGACUCCUCCAGUUCCAGGGUCAAAAGGCGGCCCAUCGUCAAGACCGGCAAGUUCAAGAAGAUGUUCGGCUGGGGAGAUUUUUAUUCUAACAUCAAAACGGUGCGGCUGAACCUGCUGAUCACCGGCAAGAUCGUGGACCAUGGGAACGGCACGUUCAGCGUCUACUUCCGGCACAACUCCACGGGCCAGGGCAACAUCUCCGUCAGCCUGGUGCCGCCGGUCAAGGCGGUGGAGUUUGACCUGGAGCGCCAGAGCGUGGUCUACCCAAAGGACUCCAAGAUCUUCAACUGUCGAGUGGACUACGAGAAGGUGGACCGGAGCAAACGAACCUCGCUUUGCAACUACGACCCGUCCAAGACCUGCUUCCAGGAGCAGAUCCAGAGUCACGUGUCUUGGAUUUGCUCCAAGCCGUUCAAAGUCAUCUGCAUUUACAUUUCCUUCUACAGCACAGACUAUCGCUUAGUCCAGAAGGUUUGCCCGGACUACAACUACCACAACGAAAUGCCGUACCUGCCGUCGGGCUAGAGUACCCGCCGGGUGGGAGGAGGAGUGUGAGAGGAAAACUGGGGCCUCGGGAAGUCUCAUGACGUCAGGCAGAGCACCUCUCCGUCGCCGAACAACAUCGAUACACAAAAAAACAAGCGACGCCAUUAUCCAAUUAGCCAAUCCGUCAGCGCGUUAGCAUGGCUAGCUAACUCAACUUCUAUGUAGAGCCUGUUUUACCAACACAGUUUGCACCUCACAGGGCUGGUGGUUCUAUUCUGAGUCUCCUGGAUGACGGAGCUCUAAUAUUGAGGAGAGUCCAGGCAGAGGAAAUUCUUCUCUCUUUCAGUCACUGCAAAGCUGGUGACUCCAGGUUCCAGCAGAAAGUUGUGUCUCUUGGCUCAGCUCUUUUGAUAGACUGUCUGAAGGUGAUGCACCGAUCCGCCUCUCCCAAAACUCCACAGUCCUGAAGCUCCUCAUUUACAUUCCACCAUCAAAACAACAAAACUGAACGGCAGAAUCCACCAUGGCAGGCAGUGGGUAGACCAAGCCCUGACUCGAGCACUGAACAGCCCCAGACUGCUAAAACGAAAGACUCAAAUCCCUUUUAUGAGUCGCACAAACGCAGUUGUGAAUUUGAGUCCUACAACUGGAACACAUCUCGAGCAUAUUCCAAGAAUCAAAAGUCAAAUUGGAAAAUGAGUCAGUUCAUAUCAGCAGUGGCAUAAAAACCAGGUUGCAGGUUUGACGACGCGUACCUUGAGCCCUGGAAGGUCGUAUCCGGGGGAAAAAUCUUUUUAACGCUCCCCUCGAAAACGCUGAAAUCUCAAGCGGCCGCAGUGGUUAUCUCAUCCAAAGUUGUUGUGCUCCAGCUUCACCUGGACAAAGACGGAGAAAUGGAUUUAUUAAAAAGCUCAAGUCAAGUUUGCUGCCGAAGAGAAGUACGAAGAUUCUGCAUGCAGAUAGAAUUUAGCUCUGAAGAAAGAAGUCAGGGAGGAGCGGGGGGCGCCAGUCGGUGAGCUCUUUUAAUUAAAGUGGAGAAGGAGACGUGGAGAACGCGGCCCCUUCUUUUGUCCCCUCUGCAUGAAAAAGAUUACAUUUUGUUGCCGUCAGGAUUCUUGAUUUCACGCCUUGAUAACUUUGACUUCGCUCUCUCUCGACCGAAAAACUCGCCGUUCUCCACUCCCACCAUCCGGAAGAAAUGAAAAUAUUAUCAUGAUAAUUACGUUGAAUCUUUAAAACAAAUUAGGAACACAAAAUAAAAAAGUCUCAUCAGCGGUCACAAAAGAACGUGACGGCGUGAUGUCGCCGUGCCGUCCCCGGCUAACUGCUCUCAUUAAGAUAAAUGACCGCCGGGCGGCUCGUGUCGUGUUGCCAAACAAAAGCGGGAGAGGAAGCGGACAAUAGCGCUCUCGCAGCCGAGAGGUUAUUGUGCCUGCGAGGUCGCCGUGACUCUUCGGUUCAUUACGGAGGGAACAGUGGCAGGACAGGUGUGAACGGGCGCCAGCAGGAGAAGCCGCUCGAUGCGCUGCGAUACCACAGUUAUGGAUUUUCUGAGCCGCAAUGAGGCCGUCUCAACCCCUGCGCCCCCUCAGGGGAGAGGGGUGCCGAUUAACAAGGUGUGAGCGGGUUAUAUGAAACACUCUGUUUCGCCUCGGCUGAGAAAUGCCUUCUCUGGGCUCUUGUUUGACUCCGAGCUGCUUCGUUGGACACAAAUGUCGCCUGGGCGUUUUAAUAAUGCGAGGAAAGCGUGGGGGCUGUUUCAAACCUUUCUAUGAUCGUGCAAAGGCGACUGUUGUAUUGAUCUGGGCUUCUCCUUUGAGACCAAAUCAGAGUGAUCAGAGUUGCUUUUGCAGCCUACAUCAGGGGACACGUGGGCGAGAGGGUUUUCCGGACUUCAAAAACUAUCGUGAUGAUAUAAGUAAGAAGUGAACCCUCAAACCAAUCACCAGCCAUUCUCAUAGCACUCAAGUUACAUCCAGUAUUUUCAUCUUAAACGUAGAGUUUGCCUUCUGGCUCAGCUCGAUUUGCGAAGCACCAUCUCACCCUGCUGAAUCAGGAGUUGUUGUUCUGGUACGGUUGAAAAUCCUUGAGCCUCGAGCCAGUCCUCACAGAACUAGAGUUAGAGGUAACUACUAUUUUAACCUUGAGCCUGUUAGGGGGCGGAGCAAGUACGACACACCUGGAGCGUCAAGCGUCAACUCUACCUGGAGUGAAGAGAACAUCUCGAUAACGUCCCUUCUUCCAAUGCUUUGCCUUUGAGGAACCUUUGGUUGGAUGAUGAGUGCCCAUCUGUUUAUUUUAUGAGGAAGGACAAACGGAUCUACGUUAAUGAGUGGUCAUUCAAAAGAAAGAGUCCAAGCUAAAAUGCUCCACUGAAGAUCACAGAAAAUCAAAUAAUAGCCCGAAAAUGAAUCAGGUUUCAUCUAACUGAUCACACAAAAGCCACUUUCAAAAAGAGAGCUCCAUUUGAAACAUCAGAUCAACUGGACAGCGACGCCUGGACUCUCUUCCCAACAUCAAAGGAAGGUGUCAUCUGGUCCUGGCGCCUGUCACCCGACCCCGCGGCCUCCUCUUGAACCCUCCUGCCCCACUGCUCAGCAUCCUCUCUCUCUUAUCUGCCGUCAGACGAACGCGCAGUUGAGGAAUCUCCCGUCUUACAUAAGGAUUGUUAGAGGCGCCGGCUCGACACAGACAUGCCCCAGUAACCUCGAUACUCUUCCCUCAACGCUCUCUCCUGCCAUCCUGCAGGGCGUCCUGAGAGAAGCCUCAGCAGAAACCAAUAUUGGGAUUGCAGGCUGGAUGAAGCCCCCGCCAUCCUCAACAAUCCGCUCCGACUUACAGCAAUACUUUCAGAGACUCCACCUUCAGAUGGAAGGACUUGUUGUGGACGAGAGCAGCGGCCUUACGACGGACAUUUGUGGACAUCUGCAGAGUAAUAAAAGAGAAUUAUAAACACACAUAUAUAGAUGAAUAUUUAAAGACCUGAAUAAAGCUGUAUCUAAAUGUGGGGUCAUGCAGUGGAGGUUUUAUCUUCUCAUUCGUUCCUCGGUGUCAUGUGGAUGAUUAAAAACACGACGGCAAGUGACUGUGGUUGUUUUGAAAAUAAAGUAC
Messenger RNA from Synchiropus splendidus (mandarinfish), 4204 nucleotides. Its product is annotated as neurexophilin-1. Gene Ontology annotation, molecular function: signaling receptor binding. The record is from RefSeq and is a predicted model, not a curated record. The coding region runs from base 308 to 1132 and encodes 274 amino acids. The transcript has 2 exons. Lineage: Eukaryota; Metazoa; Chordata; Actinopteri; Syngnathiformes; Callionymidae.